AUGGCCGCGCCGGGACCCCGCGCCUUACGGGCUGCGCUGUGUGGCGGCUGCUGCUGCCUCCUCCUGUGUGCCCAGCUUGCGGUGGCUGGUAAAGGUGCUCGAGGUUUUGGGCGGGGAGCUCUGCUCCGCCUGAACAUCUGGCCAGCUGUCCGAGGGGCCUGCAAACAGCUGAAGCCCUGUGAGCAUUGUGUGGAGGGGAACCGAGCGCACAACCUCUCCGGCUGUGUGUGGGAGCAGUGUCGGCCGGAGGAGCCAGGACACUGCGUGGCCCAAGGGGAGGUGGUCAAGGAAGGCUGCUCCAUCUACAACCGCUCAGAGUCAUGUCCAGCUGUGCACCACCACCCAACUCAUGAACCGAAGAUAGUCACAACAGAGAGCCCCUCGGUCCCUGAGGCCCACAGCCCCAGUUUUGACGGGGCCAGCUUCAUCGGUGGCGUGGUGAUGGUGCUGAGUCUGCAGGCGGUGGCCUUCUUCGUCUUGCGCUUCCUCAAGGCCAAGGAGAGCACCUACCAGACGCUGUGA
Rangifer tarandus platyrhynchus (Svalbard reindeer) is the source of this 522-nucleotide messenger RNA. The record is from the annotation of a GenBank genome assembly. Lineage: Eukaryota; Metazoa; Chordata; Mammalia; Artiodactyla; Cervidae.